Molecule: messenger RNA, 1320 nt
Organism: Mytilus trossulus (common blue mussel)
Lineage: Eukaryota; Metazoa; Mollusca; Bivalvia; Mytilida; Mytilidae
Exons: 2
Coding region: 1-1320 (439 amino acids)
Biological process (GO): protein ubiquitination
Cellular component (GO): cytoplasm
Molecular function (GO): ubiquitin protein ligase activity
Source: RefSeq, a predicted model, not a curated record
AUGUCAGCUGAAGAUUAUAAUAAGUUACCUGCAUUCAUACAAAAAAUAAGUAGUCAAUGCAAAGACCACAAUAAGAAGUUCGAACUUUACUGUUCAUCCCAUGCCUGUCCCUGCUGUGUCCAGUGCACCACAGAUAAACAUAAAAAAUGUCAAGACAUGAAACCACUGUCAGAUAUCCUACAGCAAGUCAAAUCAUCUGCCUCAGUUCAACUUUUCGAAAAAGAUUUGAAGAAUGUGAAGAAAAAUUAUGAUGAAGCUAGUAAAUACUUGAUUACCAGGAUCAGUAUCAUCUAUGCUCAGAAAACAAAAGCCAUCGAGGAAAUCCGGUCGACGAGGAAGUCGAUAGUGGAUUACUUAAACAAGCUAGAACAAAUCAUGCUAGAUGAUUUGGAAUCUGAACAUUCGAAGCUGAAAUCAAACAUGGCAACUCUAGUUGACCAAAUGGACCAGCGAGUCAGUAAAAUAGACCAAAUGCAGAGGGAGUUUACCGAAAUGACACAAUAUGCUACAGAGUUACAAAUGUAUUUUGGUCUGAGAGAAAUUGAGAAAACUACUUUUCAAGUAACUAAAUACAUUGAAGAUUUAGAAAGUGGAGACAACUUUAAUGAACAGAAUCUAGAGGUUAAAAUUUCAUCUGCUCUUCGGUCAAUAUUAAAAGAUGUAAAAUCAUUUGGGGAUAUAAAAAUAAAUACCACUUCAUCUACUCUCCAUAUAAAGACCGUAAGAAAAGAUCAAGCCCAACAUUUGGUUCCAAAAGGUCCAGGAAUAGAUCAUCCUUCUCAAAAAAAACUCAUAAUUCCAGAGGGAAUGAGGUCUUUGGAUAUUUAUGCCACUUUAAUUCUACCAGAUGCAAGUGAUGGUAAAACUUUGGUUAUCAACGAAGAUGGUAGAAAGAUUACUACUGUAAAUCUGAAUGACAAGUCUCAAACAAUCUUAGAAGUGAUUGGGACUGAUUGUAUUUCAUUGUUCCAAGGAAAAAUAUAUUGUGCUGUUUACCAUGAAAACAAAGUCUACUGCUACAAAAUUACUGGUGAACCGCUGUGGACAUUUCAGCACCAAGAUAUUGCCAAGCCAACAGGAAUUACAUUAGACAUAAAUGGCUUUAUUUAUAUAGUUUCUAAUGAAAACGAAAGCAUUGUGGUAGUAUCGCCCGAUGGUAAAACCUGCAAAACAAUACUAUCAAAGGCUGAUGAAAUCACAGAUCCUUGGGAAAUAGACAUUAACAGAAAAACCGGAUUGAUGGUUGUGUCAAGUGAUAUAAGUGACGAUAGUGGUGAUAGUGGUGCAUCCUAUCAAACAGCUUUUGUAUAUAAAAUUUAA